Messenger RNA from Salarias fasciatus (jewelled blenny), 7702 nucleotides. RefSeq names its product bromodomain containing 10 (gene brd10). The record is from RefSeq and is a predicted model, not a curated record. The coding region runs from base 653 to 7381 and encodes 2242 amino acids. The transcript has 10 exons. Gene Ontology annotation, molecular function: protein binding. NCBI's taxonomy places the organism in Eukaryota, Metazoa, Chordata, Actinopteri, Blenniiformes, Blenniidae.
AAUCGCGGGUAUACUUUGGCGUGAGACUGUCACGGAGCCAGCCCGCGACGUCAGCCCGCUGCGCGCAUUGGCACCGUCUGCCGUGCGCGCAGGGUGGAAGUGGAGCGGACGCGGCUGUGGAGCCUUCACGCAGGACGCACACAACACAACGCAGCUUUUAUUUUCUUUCAUUCUGUAAACCAACCGACGCUUCGAGAGAGCCGUGCCUAAUUCCUGGGCAAACUUGUGGAGCGCGAGCAGUGUCCGGCUGUCUAUCACGAUGAGCCGCCGCGCAUCGCCAGACCCCCGUCCGCCGGCGGCAGCGGGGCCAGCGCUCCAUUAACCCGCUCGCCACUUGACAUCAACCCCCUCCCCCGGGGCGGAGACGACGACAUGCUGUCCCCGCACAACUCUGCACCUGCCGGACCCGCAAACCCCGCAGAUUCCCGCAGCAUGGACAGCGAGCGCAGCAGCAACCGCAGGCCGCACGCCGGAGACAAAAGCAGGCUAACGGCGCUAGCAGCGCGCCGCGGCCGCUAAGAGCCGGCGACGAGCCGCGGGGGAGCCGGAGGGGGCACGAACGACGAGACCCUGCAGCGUGGGUCAGGAGGAUGAGACACACCGAAGCAGUGCAGCUUGGAACUUCAGCCAGACUGUGAGCGAGUCCCACAUCAUGUCUUCACAUCCAGGAUGGGUGAGCGGCGGUGGCGGCGGCGGCACGGACGACCUGGGCCUCAGCAACGGCGCCUGUGAGGUCCAGACCAUGGUGGCCUUACGCUGUCCCGCCGACGCCGCGUCUCCCGAGGCCGACCGCCUCUCCCUGAGCAACGACGGCGUGUCGGAGCUUUCCAACAGCGACCUGUCGCUGCCCGAGGUCUGCAUUUCCAGCAACUGCCACAGCCUGGAGGACGACAUGAGCUACGAGGUCCAGCAGGCCUACCGCAUCUUCACCGGCUUCCUCCUGGACAAGCACAAGGGCAUCACCGGCCCCUUCCUCAACCCCGUGGGCCACCAGGAGGCCCGGCACGGCGUCGGCGGGGUCAAAGGGCGCGGCCAGUCGCAGCUCAGACAGUCCAUGUGCCUGCGGAGGAUGGAGGAGAAGUUCGCGGGCCAGGAAUACGAGAGCAUCACCGAGUUCGUCACCGACUUCCGGCUCAUGCUGGAGAACUGCUACCGGUACCACGGGGUGGACCACUGGGUCUCCAAGCAGGGCCAGAAGCUGGAGGUCAUGCUGGAGCAGAAGCUCACGCUGCUGUCCAGAACGCUACGAGAGAAGACCACCUUGGCGGUGACCUCUAAAGGACGCUUUGGCACAGAGGAGGACCGCGGCUCGACGGGCACCAGCACCAGGAGGAGGCUGGCACCGCGGAGCCUGGCCACCCUCACCGUCGGGGGCCACGAGUCGGUCAUGGUGCAGACGCUGAGGCUGGAGGAGCAGCAGAGGGCCAAAGAGGAGAAGAGGCAACGUGAGCUGGAGAAGAAAGAAGCAGAAGAAAUGUCAGCCAAGGAAGUGGACGAGUGGGAGCAGAGCCUGCUGUCCCAGGCCGCCCCCCAGGCCGUGGACACCCUGUGGGAGCUCCCCGCCAUCGGACACUUCCUCUGCCUGGCCCAGACGGCCCUCAACCUGCCCGAGGUGGUGUUCUUCGAGCUGGAGCGCUGCCUGCUGAUGCCCCGCUGCAGCCUGCUCCUCUCCAAGAUCCUGUCUUCCCUGCUGUGCCCCUCCCAGCGGAGGGCCACGCUGCACCGCCGGCCCGCCCUGCCUUACCACCGCUGGGAGUCGGAGCUCAGGCAGCGCGUGGCCGGCUGGUACCGGACCGUCGGCGCCUCCCGCGACCAGCCCCGCCGCGCCGAGCAGCUCGGGCUCUGCCACCAGUUUUUCGGGGUCCUGGGGGAGGUGAGCCCCCUGGAGGCCAAACCCUUCCACCUGCUGCCCUUCUACCAGCGGGUGUGGCUGCUGAAGGGCCUGUGUGACCACGUGUACGAGACGCAGAAGGACGUGCAGGACGCCGUGCUGGCCCAGCCCAUCCACGAAUGUAGGGAGUCUAUUUUGGGCUACGACAGCAGAGAGAAUGCUUACAUACAUUUUCCACAUUUCUGCGGGGCAGAUCUGAGAAUCUACUGCCAGAGCCCCAGCGCGCCCCCGGCCUUCCCUUUCCCCUCCGUCUGGGUGAAGAAGGUCGAGAAGCAGCCGGGGACCGACGGCGAGGAGUCGGACGGGACGAAGGAGGAAGAGGAUGGAAACGACGGCGAGUGUCACGGAGCGCUGACGGACUCGGAGGAGACUUCUGCUUUGGCCAAAAGGAGAUCGGAGACAUUCUCAGUUCUCAUAAAGGGAAAGGGGAAUUGUACAGAAGAGAAAAACAUGUUUGAACUGUGGUCGCGGAUCGCAGAGGACGCCUCUGAUUCAGGCUCCUCUGAUUCGGACCCCUGUGAAGACGCAACGAUGCACAACAACUCCCUGUCCGUCAUCCACGUUGGUCCCAGUGGAGGAGGAGGAGGAGGAGGAGGGAUGAAGAUGAACUCCUCAGGCCUGGAGCGCCAGGCUAACAGACUGGGAUUGCAGCAGGAGCAGGGCGUCUCGUUGGGGUCUGUACGCACAAUCAAGGCGGAAACCCAGGAGCCGUGUCUGAAUGUGGGGGAGCACAGCUACACGGGGCGGUCCCCGGCUCGCUCGCCACAUCUGCCCUCUCCAAAUAAAACCCCGGCGCUGCAGGCGGAGGGAGGAAGUCCCAGCAGGGGGCGGCCCAGGUCUUCCUGUCUAGGUGACUGUAAGGACAGUGACGUGAAAGGCGAGGAUCCCGACUGCCGCCGCGGCCCGCCGAGGCCGACGGCGCACUUGUCUUCCGAGAGCACGCCAAACUCGAGCGAGGAGAGGGUGAGCGACAAAACGUGGACGAAAAAAAAAAGGAGGAGGAGGAAGCGAGGGGGGGAACAGCUGCCGAGGGUGAAGGGAGAGAACAAACAGCUGUCCGAGGCCGAGGCCGUCGAGGCGGCCCUGCACAACGUUUCCACAAGUAUGAAGAGAAAAGCCAAGAAGAAGAAACACAAACUGGGAAAGAAGUCUGAAUCCUCAAAGAAGAUAAAGCACGAGCCUCCCGUUGAGCCAUCCUUUAAGCUGGUGUGCACCAGUCUGGAGGAGCUACGAGAGCUGAUCAGUAAGACGGAGGACGAGCUCGAUGAUCUGGAGAGCACCAAGAAGAGAUUGGGCCGCUGGUACUACAGAAGAGAAGCAGUGAAAGAACUUCAUAGCACUCUAAUCCGACUACUGAACGAGCUUUCACCCUGGGAGCCCAAACUUAUCAAGGCCUACCAACGGAACAGGCUGCGAUUGAAAAAGGAGUUUGAUGAUUUCAAGAAGCAGCCAGAGUACAAUAACUUUGUCCGUGAGGAGUGUAUCUCAUCUUCAUCCGAUGAUGACGAUGAUGAUGAAGAGGAUGAUGAAGAGAAGGGGUUGGGGAACAGGGUGUGUUCGCCUGCGGAUCGUUCCGAGGAGGAAGACCUUGAACAUCCGGUUCCCAGAGGCCUUUGGGGUCUAGCAAACACCAGGGAGUCUGGGAUGGAGCCAGAAAAACACUCGCUUGGAAGUCCAGAGAAAGAUGUCGAUCUGCUGCCAAGGGUUGAGACUGUCAGCCUUAACAUGACAUCUGUGGACUCUAAGCAACAUCCUGGAACAGAGCUGAGCCCCACAAAUCAAUCCAGGGACUCGGCAUCAGUGUCAGUCCUACACCCACCCAGCGGGCUCCCCAAAGGAUACACACCCAUCCCCACCUUGCUGGCUAAGAGUGUGGGAAACAAAGUGACCUUAAUGAAAAGACCUGCUUAUUUCCCAGGUGUCAGCAAUGAUCUGCACAGCAAAGGCUCCUCGCUCCCCCUGCCAGCCUCAGCAGUGGGCAACACAAACCCUCCAAGAGCACAAAGUCCUCCAUCUGAUUUGCAGCAAGGACCACCGCGGACGCAAGCGCUCGGUCAGCCAAGAACGACAGCAGCUCUUCCCAAGGCAACACAGACCACAGCAAGUCAGCCUGUGCCCAAAAACCCCAUCCAGGUGGUGUACAAGGUCCCUGAGGGACUGGGUCACCUCGUGAAGAAAGACAGCGGCGGCCCAAUCAAGUUCUCUGUCCAUCCUGUCAUGGAUCAGAACACCGGAGAGAAAGUCAUGCAGCAGGUGGUCAUUCUCCCUUCUAACCUCCUCAUUCACAAAGCAGAGACAAAGACAACUCCUGAGUCCCAACAGCAAUCAAGAGGCGGUCAGCACACUGUUUCUGAAGUGGCCGGCCCUUUACGUAUGUCCACCGAUGUGCCUGGGUUCAGCAUUCCUGAAAAUCGAAUACCUGUUCAGCAAGUGGCUCCCCUGAGAGACGCCAGAACUGUGAGCAGUCCUCCUCCAUCUGUUUUACCUUGUCUCCAACAAGGGACCACAAGCACAGCGGGGGUUAAGGGGCCACAGGUAUGUAGUGUCCCCGCUACUAAACCACAAGGUUUCACCUCAAGCCCUUCACCUGUCACAGCUCUUUCCAGUGCACUUUCUACUGAGCCUGCUAAAGCCACAGACCCCAAGCAAGAGCUUAAGACUGUGUGCAUCCGUGACUCGCAGUCCAUCUUGGUAACAACGAGAGGCGGGAACACGGGCAUCGUCAAAGUCCAGGCAUCCUCAGACCAGAGUGGAUUUGGGUCAUUCCCCUCCAGUCCAGUCAUCACUAUCUCACCUCAGUUCAGAGCUUUCCUUGUGUCCAAGACAUCACAGACUCUUUCUCCGUCCGCUCCCUCUCAGCCACCACCCUCCGGUAUUCCACCUGUGACAAGCGUCUCAGUGACUCAUUCCCACAAGCAACCUGCCUCAGUGUUAAAGCACCCAUCCACAGUCACGGUUCCCAUCCGCACUGCAGUUACUGGAAACAUUCCCAUCACGGGCCCUGGAAGCCACAGUGCUGGCUGUACUGUUGCUGUAAAUCAGGGCUCACUUACUUCUGCUGGUCCCACAGUCGGGACUAAGAUCGCUCAACAAGCACAGACAACUACUGCUAGCUCUCAGAGUCGAACUCCAGUGUUAAAAAACACUGCUGUUCCAUCGCUGAGCAGAUCCAACGUUCCCCAACUUCUCACCCCUGAGUUUGUCAGCAAGACUGGCUUAAAGCGAGCCAGUACAGAUGAAGGAUCUCAAGUUCCUAAAUUCAUCCUCGUUACUCCAUCUUCUUCCUCAAACUCAAGCAUAGCCUUGCCCAAAGGCACUCCCUCCUCGACUAAAUCAGUUCCCACUUCAAGAGUCAUGAUCAUCGGCCAGCCGACAGCUGCGUCGACAUCCACCACCUUCAUGGGAAGUGUUCCGAAGCAGUCAGUGGUAACGGCGCAGAGUGGCCAAGCAGUGGCCGCCUUACCAAGUGCUGCUCUGAAGAUGGGCUUCAGUGCAGGUCCGCCCCCGGGCAGCGUCGGCUCCGAGACAUUGUCUCAAGCCAGGAACAUCACUCCACCCUCAGGGUUUCAGAUCCAGUUGUCAGGGAAGACAACAACCAUUGGACAGUCUAUCGGUGCCCUGUCAUGCUCUCCAUCUAAGUGCAAACCAGCGUCGGUCUCAAACUGUCCAACAGCCACCACCAAUGGACCGAUCCCGGUAACGAGUUUGAAUCCCUACCCAAACUCUCUGACCACCAGCUCUCAGCUCCGGGGCAUCCCUUCCCUCUCUGCUGUCUCUCAAGCAAGCUGCUCGACUCCCAUGUCUGCUGUUCCCUCUCCGCCGGCAGGAAACGCCGCCCAUAAAGACCUGAGCAUGCUGGCAGGUGUCCUGUCCCUCAGCGCUCCUGCUCAGGUUACCACUACUGCUGAGAGCAACCCCGCCCAAACCUCCACUGCUGUUCCUGACUCUCAGCACUCAUUUACCCAAAGUGGCAAAGGUGGAGAAAUCCUUUCCGCCUCUGCUUCCUCUCAACUUGCUUGCAAUAAAAUCCCAGCUCCCCUCUCAUCUGCGCCUGCCAGCUGUACCCCAUUUAGCACCUCCUCCACUGGCACCGUGCAGCAAAGGAUAGUCAUCAACACAUCUGCACCCCUCGCUGCCGGCACACAGAUCCUUCUGAACAAUGCAUGCUUCGUAGUUCCUCCCCAGGGUUUGGGUCCAGGGAGCCACGUCCUCAUCAUCUCCAGCCCUGCUCCACAACAAGUGCCUACUGCCAGUGCCACCAGCUCUGGAGCCGCAGUACCUUACCAAGGAGCAGGCAAUCCCACCGUAGCCUCUUUAGCACCAGUUCUGCCCCAGUGUCCAGCCGGGCUGCCGGCUGUGCCAGCAGUUACUCCUCCUACUGUAGCACCAUCGUUGCAUUCAUCCGCUCCUUACGUCACACCUGUCAAGCCAACAGGAACACCUGGCUUUAGCUCAACACUGUUACCCGGCAACACAAACGUAGUGCCGGCUCUUCCGAGGUCUCCGGCUGUACAGACGGGUAACUCCACGUCACCCGCGGUGGAUAAUCACGCCUUGGGUUCACCUCUGCCAAAGUUAAGCAGUUUGCCAGGGCUCGUGUCCCCAGUGGUAAGCUGUGCCGCCGCUUUCAGUUCGGCGCUGGCGGCAGUCAGGUUACCUGCACCGGCGCAAGCUGCUUGUCCAUCUACAGUUUCACUGACGGUAGCAUCCACCUUUCCCCAUUUACCGGGUCCACUUUCAUCCGUGCCCGUGCUGCCCAGCCCGUCAGCUGUUUCCCUGUCGGUUCCCGCCCUCCUCUGCUCAGCUGCAGCUGCUGUAGUAGCAGACCCACCGGCCUUGCAUUGCUCGGUUCCUGCUCAGCAGAUGGUCACGGUGACGUCUUUGGGCCCAGGCAUACUGUCCCAGCAGGAAGCGGCUGGCGUGGCAGCACCCUCCACUGGUCAGCCUCAGGCUUUAGUGCAUGCAGGACUUGGAAAUUCACCAAUCAGAAGGCAGGCGGCGGUCAUGCAGCCGAUGCUUUCUGGCACUCGAACACAAGUGUUGCCGACGGUGGCCGUCCCACCAAUUGUAAGCGCAGUGUCUCGGAUCCAGACGCUGCCCAUUGCUACUGUCCCACCGAUCGGAAGCACUGUCAACAGCGUCGAGACGCCCCCUGUUGGGACCGCACCAUCAUCCAACACCGCUGUAGCCAUCACUCCAGCUCAACCAAUCACGUCGCUGAAGACCAACAAUGCCAUCAAGUCACCCGUCAUACUGAGCAGUCGGGGAUCUGGAAAGCUCUCUGCGCAGACCUCAUUGUUGGGUGUGCACGCAAACACGGCGUCCAAACUGCUCAUUAGUCCGGACGGGGCUGUUUUGAGCACCGUCCAGUCACGCGUCGGUUCAGCAGAGCUGGCCGCCCGCCCCAAACCUCUGGACGCACUGGAGAUUUCCACCAACAGGUCCGCUGGAGCGUUACAAACACAUGAUUCCUCUUUGCAGCCUAUCUAGUCAGACACAAAGUGAACUGAUUUGGUGAGACCGUGGCUGCUGUGUUUUGUAGUAAUCCCAGUUGAAGGAUUUUGUUCGUAAGUUAUGUUGAUGAUAGACGGUUCGAUGCUCUGGAUAUGUCUUCUCAGACCCAAGGCUGUUCAGAUAUGUUAAACAUAUAUACUGUGAGGGGUUUCCCACCCUCUGACAAAUGUCACGGACUUUAUGAUUUUAUUUCAUCUACUUCUCGGCCAGUAAAUAGAACCUUUUUGAAGUGAACAGGUGAAAUGGGAGGCCAGGUGAGAAUGAGAUUUCAAGUUGAGCACUUGCAACUUUCCAAUG